Rodentolepis nana is the source of this 1659-nucleotide messenger RNA. NCBI's taxonomy places the organism in Eukaryota, Metazoa, Platyhelminthes, Cestoda, Cyclophyllidea, Hymenolepididae. The record is from the annotation of a GenBank genome assembly.
AUGACGAAUUGUAAUGAGAACACGUGCCAGGACGUGAUUGAGGAAGGUGGAUUGGAGUACGUCUUUCGAGCAUGUAGAUCAGAGGACACAAGAGCUGUAAAACAUGCUCUACAAACAAUGGCAAAUCUGCUGUUUCGUGUUGGAAGGGAUCACCAAUAUGAAAUGGUGAGAAGAAACACCUUUGCUUGGCUCCUGAUUCUGGCAGUGCAUUCGAAUGAGGAAAUCCAAUACUAUGUUUUCCUUAUCGUCACUAUUCUCUCAAAUAAUCGGGAACUGGACGCAGUUCUGGACCGUUCAGAGCUCAUCAGUCUCAUGAUUCAAUUCGUCAAACGUCACGAUGUUCGAGAAUUCGCAAGCCACCAUUUCACCGAUCAAACAGUCAUAUUCUCAGAGGACUGGCUUACUUUCAUUCUUCCUGCUCUAACAACAGAAAGUCGCUUUGAAAUUCAAGCUUUCGCAGCCUUCCAUUUCGCUGUAGCAGCUCAGCUACGAACCAAUCUGAUUAAAGAAUUGGCUCCUGCAAACAAAGCGAUGAUUGAGACUGCUUUAGUGAAAGUUUCAGGACUCAAACGAGAUCCAGCGUGGAAGCUGGCAGCUCAUGCUCUGGAUACAAUGGGUUCAAAGGUUCCAAAGGCUCUUUCUCUUCAUGUUUUCAACUGGCCAACUGAGGAUGUCAUCUGCUGGAUGAACAGAGAGGGCUUCGAGGCCUUUGCUGAGACGAGCAAAAUGCUAAAAAUUGACGGCGAUAUUCUAUUGGGUUUGACAGAAAAAGAACUAGAUGAGGGUUUAGGGAUUUCUAACUGUAUUAUCCGCCGCAGAUUCCUUCGACAACUAAGUCACCUUAAGUCAAUUGCAAAUUUUUCUCCAAUUGAUCCCACUGGAAUAGCAGACUUCUUGGCUGAAGCUUCGGAAGACAUCCAGAGUUCAGUUGACACUAAUAAUAAAGAUGGCACAAGCGACGGUGAUGAGUCAAAGGAUACGUUGGAUAUCACUUCAACUAUUGAUGCAGGUAUGCUCAUAACAAUGCUCACUCAAUAUACAUAUAACCUUCUCAGUCAUGGAGUGACUCGUCAAGGAUUGGCUGAUUUGACAGAGUCGGAUCUUGAGCAUACCUGUCACAUCUCAGAUGCCAUUCAUCGGAAGCAACUUCUAAGGGCAGUGAAAAAUGCCACAAGUGGAAGAAAAACAGAUGGCGACGACACAGAAAAUCGCAUUGACGUCUUCAUUUCCUACCGACGUUCCAACGGCACUCAUCUUGCCAGCCUUGUGAAAACACUCCUCCAACUUCGCAACUACAAAGUCUUCCUUGAUAUCGAGCGCUUGAAAGGUGGACGAUUUGAUCAAAAACUUAUCGAUUCAAUCAGACGAUCGGAUAAUUUCAUCCUGAUACUCACGGAAGGCGCUCUAGAUCGAUGCACUACGGACGGCAGUCUUGACUGGGUUCGGAGGGAAAUUAGGUGCGCGUUGGAGAGCAGUUGCCAUAUCAUUCCCCUAACAGAUCGAUUUGACUGGAGUGUUACAGAAAUUAUCCCUGAAGAUAUACGAGCAAUCACGAAAUUCAAUUCUGUCCAAUGGACACCGGAGUUUGAGGAGGGCUGCAUUGAUCGAAUUAUCGACUUCAUGAAACCCAGACACCAUUCAGGAGUGAAAUGGGAGUGA